Messenger RNA from Cynocephalus volans (Philippine flying lemur), 11955 nucleotides. RefSeq names its product argonaute RISC catalytic component 2 (gene AGO2). The coding region runs from base 320 to 2761 and encodes 813 amino acids. Gene Ontology annotation, molecular function: single-stranded RNA binding; protein binding; endoribonuclease activity, cleaving siRNA-paired mRNA. Gene Ontology annotation, biological process: regulation of DNA-templated transcription; regulatory ncRNA-mediated post-transcriptional gene silencing. The record is from RefSeq and is a predicted model, not a curated record. Gene Ontology annotation, cellular component: RISC complex. NCBI's taxonomy places the organism in Eukaryota, Metazoa, Chordata, Mammalia, Dermoptera, Cynocephalidae. The transcript has 20 exons.
GGGGCCCGUGGCGCGCGCGCGGCCGCCCCUCGGCCCCGGAGCCCCUCGGCGGCGCCACCAUGUACUCGGGAGCCGGCCCCGGAGAUAAUUGACGUGUUCCUUUACUAAGGACCUCAUCACACCUGGCAGCUUUUCCUACACGGUAGCUGUUAAACUUCCCAUUCUCACUUUGUUCCUGGGCUAAUUCUGAAGCCUUUGAGCAGUGCUUGCGCCUCCUGUGCCGCCGCCGCCCAUCCAAGGAUAUGCCUUCAAGCCUCCACCUAGACCCGACUUUGGGACCUCCGGGAGAACAAUCAAAUUGCAGGCCAAUUUCUUCGAAAUGGACAUCCCCAAAAUUGACAUCUAUCAUUAUGAAUUGGAUAUCAAGCCAGAGAAGUGCCCAAGGAGAGUUAACAGGGAAAUAGUGGAACAUAUGGUCCAGCACUUUAAAACACAGAUCUUUGGGGAUCGGAAACCAGUGUUUGAUGGAAGGAAGAAUCUUUAUACAGCUAUGCCCCUUCCAAUUGGGAGGGAUAAAGUGGAGCUGGAGGUCACGCUGCCAGGAGAAGGCAAAGAUCGAAUCUUCAAGGUGUCCAUCAAGUGGGUGUCCUGCGUGAGCCUGCAGGCAUUACACGAUGCACUUUCAGGGCGGCUGCCCAGUGUCCCCUUUGAGACGAUCCAGGCCCUGGACGUGGUCAUGAGGCAUCUACCAUCCAUGAGGUACACCCCUGUGGGCCGCUCCUUCUUCACCGCAUCUGAGGGCUGCUCCAACCCUCUUGGUGGGGGCCGAGAAGUGUGGUUUGGCUUCCAUCAGUCCGUCCGACCUUCUCUUUGGAAAAUGAUGCUGAAUAUUGAUGUGUCAGCCACAGCAUUCUACAAGGCACAGCCAGUAAUCGAGUUUGUUUGUGAAGUUUUGGAUUUUAAAAGUAUUGAAGAACAACAAAAACCUCUGACAGAUUCCCAAAGGGUGAAGUUUACCAAAGAAAUUAAAGGUCUCAAGGUGGAGAUAACGCACUGUGGGCAGAUGAAGAGGAAGUACCGCGUCUGCAACGUGACCCGACGUCCUGCCAGUCACCAAACGUUCCCGCUGCAGCAGGAGAGCGGGCAGACGGUAGAGUGCACAGUGGCCCAGUACUUCAAGGACAGGCACAAGCUGGUUCUGCGCUACCCCCACCUCCCAUGUUUACAAGUCGGACAAGAGCAGAAACACACCUACCUUCCUUUGGAGGUCUGUAACAUAGUGGCAGGACAGAGAUGCAUUAAAAAAUUGACGGACAAUCAGACCUCAACCAUGAUCAGAGCCACUGCCCGAUCAGCACCUGAUCGGCAAGAAGAGAUUAGCAAAUUGAUGCGAAGUGCAAGUUUUAACACAGAUCCAUACGUUCGGGAAUUUGGAAUCAUGGUCAAAGAUGAGAUGACAGAUGUGACCGGGCGGGUCCUGCAGCCUCCUUCCAUCCUCUACGGGGGCAGGAAUAAAGCAAUUGCCACCCCUGUCCAGGGCGUCUGGGACAUGAGGAACAAGCAGUUCCACACGGGCAUUGAGAUCAAGGUGUGGGCCAUCGCGUGCUUUGCCCCCCAGCGCCAGUGCACGGAGGUUCACCUGAAGUCCUUCACAGAGCAGCUCAGAAAGAUCUCCAGAGAUGCUGGGAUGCCAAUCCAGGGCCAGCCAUGUUUCUGUAAAUAUGCCCAGGGGGCAGACAGCGUGGAGCCCAUGUUCCGGCACCUGAAGAACACAUAUGCCGGCCUGCAGCUGGUAGUGGUCAUCCUGCCUGGCAAGACCCCAGUUUAUGCCGAAGUCAAGCGUGUGGGAGACACAGUGCUAGGGAUGGCCACACAGUGUGUACAGAUGAAGAACGUACAAAGAACCACGCCACAGACCUUGUCCAACCUCUGCCUGAAGAUCAAUGUCAAGCUGGGUGGUGUAAACAACAUCCUGCUGCCCCAGGGCAGGCCUCCAGUGUUCCAGCAGCCCGUCAUCUUCCUGGGGGCAGAUGUCACUCACCCACCUGCUGGGGAUGGGAAGAAACCUUCGAUCGCUGCCGUCGUGGGCAGCAUGGACGCCCACCCCAACCGCUACUGUGCCACAGUGCGCGUGCAGCAGCACCGGCAGGAGAUCAUCCAGGACCUGGCGGCCAUGGUGCGUGAGCUGCUCAUCCAGUUCUACAAGUCCACGCGCUUCAAGCCCACCCGCAUCAUCUUCUACCGCGAUGGCGUCUCUGAAGGGCAGUUCCAGCAGGUUCUGCACCACGAGCUGCUGGCCAUCCGCGAGGCCUGUAUCAAGCUGGAGAAGGACUACCAGCCAGGAAUCACCUUCAUCGUGGUGCAGAAGAGGCAUCACACCCGCCUCUUCUGCACCGACAAGAAUGAGCGGGUUGGGAAAAGUGGAAACAUUCCAGCAGGCACUACUGUGGACACGAAAAUCACCCACCCGACCGAGUUUGACUUCUACUUGUGUAGUCACGCUGGCAUCCAGGGGACAAGCAGGCCUUCCCACUAUCAUGUCCUUUGGGAUGACAAUCGUUUCUCUUCCGAUGAGCUACAGAUUCUAACCUACCAGCUGUGUCACACCUACGUGCGCUGCACACGUUCCGUGUCCAUCCCAGCGCCAGCAUACUAUGCUCACCUGGUGGCCUUCCGGGCCAGGUACCACCUGGUGGAUAAAGAACAUGACAGUGCUGAAGGAAGCCAUACCUCUGGGCAGAGUAACGGGCGAGACCACCAGGCACUGGCCAAGGCAGUCCAGGUUCAUCAGGACACGCUGCGCACCAUGUACUUUGCUUGACAUGUUUUAGUGUUUAGCGAUUGUAUACCGAGUUGGAUUCACAUGAGACCAGCUACACUCAGACCAACAGACGCCCAGCCCUUCCGUGACAGCCAGCAUCGACUAUGAGACGUCAUCGAUCUUAUCCAUUCUCUGGAAUGCCUUCCGUCCUAGAUUUCAGACUUGGAUUUUGAACUGCAGACCUGUAUGAGGCCCACUUGUCGUAGGAAGUGUGGUUUGCCAAAAUCUGUACGCUGCUUAUUAAAAUAGAGUCCCGUGUUUCCUAAAAUCUCCUAAAACCAGUCUAUGAACUCAGGGCUUUAAAACAUUUUUAAUUUAUUUGGUCAUUCAAUUUACUUGUUUUUAACACAUGAUUCUCUAUGAAAUUGAUGGGCUCGAACUAGUUGUGCGCGUUCUCUGAGAGCGAAAGCAACACAAAACACGAUGUGGUUUUAAAGCCUUGAACCUUCUGAGGUUGUCACCAAGUUCAUUUCCAAGUAAUGCUCGUGUGCUCCCGCCGUGGCUUACACAAGCUCUUUGGGACCGAGGGCAGGUGGCCCUGUCAAGGUGUCCAGGGGUCUCCGUCUGCCUGCCACUGCGCCUUUCACUCAGCCUGAACUAGGAGCGGUGGCAGGAGACGGGCCGCAGUGUUUGAAGCAUUCACGGGUCCAGAAAGAUUGGCAGACUAGUGCCAUUUUAGUAAAAAUUUAUUUAAAAAAGAAAAAAGACAAUAUACCGACAGUCUAAUCAUAAGAUUUGUCCUAUAGGACUGUGACAUUUAUUUUCCAAAGUUUCUAAAGAAUACGGGUCUGUGGUGAUAAAUACAGUACAAUCCUUUUUCACUGUUAUGUCUUUAAUGUAAGAGAAAAAAUAUAUAUAUCUGGUUUGCAGUAUUAAUGUGAUAGAUGCUGUUUUUCAUUUUAUUGACUAUGGGGUGCUUCUUGUGAUCUGUUUAGCAUAUCAGGAGUGUUUUGGAGCCUGGAGAUUGGACCACCUCUUGUGGUUCUUAGUGCUACGUACAGGAAUAUGCAACUGACUCAAUGUGACAGUGAUCCGCCUCCCCCAGUGUAGAGUGUAUAGCCUGUACCUUCAGAAGGACGAGUGUGCUCCCGCGGUCACUCGCUGCCCUCCCUGCUGCCUCCUCCCCACGUGUCGCUCAGCCGAAGAAGCACAAAUGGGAUUUAUUUAUUCUUCCAUUGCUGGGAAACAAGUUCACGCCUCACCUCAGAGUGCACUUCCCUCUCUGUGUAGUUUUGUCGGGCGAGUUUUAUAGGAUCUGUGCACUGAAACACGUCGCCAGCUGUUGGCAGUGGCUCUCCGCUGGGCAGGAGGCCAGCGGUUGGAGCAAUGGCACCUGCCCGCAGGAGGCUCACCUGUGGCCAGGCCAGCAGCGGGCAUGGGCCGUUUCUGCUGGGCACUGGGUUCGGGGCCCCAGAUGUGGGUUUGCCAAUCUGGAAACCAUUGCACUAAGAGUGACACCACAGACAAUGUGAAAGGAUGACAGCAGAGAGCUCUGUUUGUGCUGAAUGGGCUUUUUGUCCUUGUCCACAAUUUUGUAUGAUCAAAUCCAUGUUCCACGUAGAGGUUGAGGAAGGAGACCAGCCUUCCCCUAGUGCUGCUUUGUGCUCUGUAGUUUCCCUCUCUCCCUGCUGAUGUCCCCUCCCCAGCCCUGCGUGACAUUUACCUCUGGCACUGCAGGGGAGGGAAGGUCCCAGUGGCGGUGCCUCAAGCUCGAGCAAGCAAUUGCCCACCUCUGCCUUCGCUGCUGGCCUGCUUUGGAGAUGGCAGGAGUCGGGGGGGAGACAGCGCGCCGCGGGUGGAGCGUCCCAGACACUUCACCUGAAUUUUGGCAGCAACGACAAAGGGAUUACUAUUAUUUGUGAAGAUAUAUACUCGGAGUGGUGUGCGCGUGUGUGUGUCUGUGUGUGCAUGUGGGUGUCUUAUUAACAGCAUUAGUCUCUUCUUGCUGUAUCUUUUUUUUUAAAAAUAUCUUUUUAAACGACGGAAGUCUCUACUCUAAGAAACAUUGCAACUCCUUAUCAUUGUAUUGGCCAGUGGCACUUUUCUCCUGUUUUCAGAAGGAUAUGAAUACGCUCUUAGCUUAAAUUGCCAGCCACAUUCAGACUAAGGUGGGAAUCUUUUGACUAAUAAACUUUAAAAAUCUGAAAUUAGGUUAGUUUUCAGCCAUUUUUAGAAUCAUCUGGAACCAUAUGUCUCAAAGUUGUGUUUCUGCCACCUGCAGCAGGGUCUCAGUAGUCAGGGGAAUGAAUGGUGGUUCUGGUUCAAGAUGCGACUCCUGGGCCUGCUGCAAACCUCCUGAGUCAGGUUCUCUGGGGCUGGGCCUGGGCAUCUGCAGUUUAAACAGUCACUUGUCACUUGGGGCUUGCUGAAGCCUGAGGGCCCUGCUUUCUCAAGAAUGUUCUCCUUGGAGCACUGAGGGACCAGAAGGGAGGGACUCCUCAGCAGUGACGGGAGGUGUUUUCUAGCCGAUACCUGGGAAAGCUUGCAGGCUGGCAGGAAAUUAGACCUAUGAAUUAUGAAUUGUUGGGUUUUUUUUUUUGGAAGGAAAAGUUUUUUUCAGUGGGACAAAGUACUUUGAGAAGGGUACUUUUUACAGCCCUGUGCUUGUUUUAUAAAACUUUUAAUACUAAAAACAUUAAUAGGCCAAAUGUCUUUGGUUGAGUUAGCUAUACCUUUAUACAUGGCUGAUGAUUCAGAAUUUAAAUGGCUGUAGUUACAAUUUCUCAGGUAAAUAAUUGUUUUCCCAAAUUUCUACCAAUCUCCCCCAUUAUUAGGAUAAAGUUUUGAGACAGUGUAAAACCUCAAAGUGCAGUAGGUUAAGUCCCAGCCCUGUUCACAUGGAAGCCAGAAGCGGACCCCUCCCUGUCUUCUGAUUGUGUUGGGCCCACUGAACACAGAGCUGCCUCCAGGCUGGGCUGCAGGGCUCCACAGGCAUCGCCUUUCUUCUCCUGGGUCUGGUCUGUCUCCCAAGGCAGUGGGGCCCUUUCAGAUUGGAGGGGUGCCCACUCGCUGGCUUUGUCCCCACCCCAUGCUAAGUAAGGUGUGCCUUGCUUUCAGCAAACUGAAUGUGAAAAUUAUGAUGUAGAAAUCUGGGUUCAUUUGAAAGAAAAACUGGGACUCUUUAAAAGAGGACUCCCAAUUAAAUUCCUGUACUGGGACUCUUCCUAGUUUAUUUUAAAAUGCUUACUUUUUUAAAACAAUAAUGUACUCCUGUCCGUUUACCGUUAUUACAUUAGACAAGUUCUCGUGAUAACUAAGCGAUUAAAGAAACCCAGGGGAGCCAUUUGAAGCCGCUGUUUUGUAUAAGAGCCCUUUGGUAAUGCAAAUACACCAUCCUGUCCCUUGUGUAUUAUAAGCUCAGAUUUUCCUAGCUCAGAUAAAUUUUGUAAAACGGGGCAUACCUGUACUUUUAGAAAGGGAUUGUUUGUUUUGGUUUUCUCUGUUUGAAGAAGUCUUUACAUACACACUUUUGAUACUACAUUUAGGGUCUGCCCCCCCCACCCCAAGAUUAUGUUGCUUUCCAGUCGUGUUCUCAUACUCCCUUGAAUGAAUGUCUGCACUCUCUAGAACCACGAAUGGCGCGUGGCCAUGGCAUUAGCUUGCCCAAGAUAGGACUGUUGGGGCGGGAGUGCUUUCCAUGCUUUUGGAGGCCGGCCUAGACACCGGCUUACUGAUGCUUAUCCCUUUACUGAGUGCCCAUUAGAAAAGACAAUUUAAGUUCAGUUCCUGUAGCAGGGUUGGGGGGGAGUUUUAUUGUUGUUGUUGUAUGUUAUUUUAUUGUUGUUAAAUGCAAAUGUUGCUAUUUAUUUUUUCCUUUCCGCUCCGCUUUGGUUUGGCCGACGUGGAUAUUCCAAUGCAUGUGGUACCUUAUGGGUAUGAUAGAAAUUAUUUUCCCCAACUUUUAUAAAUUACCUAAUGUUUACCUUCAAGUUUGCUGGAUGAUUUAUUUUUGAAAGCCACAAAUGUAAUUUUUCUGGAUGAAUUGUUUUUCUUACAUAUGCAGCAAUGUAAUUUUACAUUGACCUGCGGGGUGAUUUAAAUUUUAUUUUUACAAGGCAAUUUUUCAGUCAAAUUAUAUAUUUGAUACAAUAGGUUAAGGGUAGACCAGCCAAGCAUCAUACAGCUGAGACACCAGCGUGUCUCAAGGACGCCUUCAGGGGCUGGCGGCUUCUCUCGGUUGCUCAUGGUCACGGUGGCGCUUGGCUUGUCUCAUGAGCCUUCAGGAACUGGAUGAAGUCCUUCAAUGUGACUUUGCUCUGUUGGACAGUUAAAAGAACUUUUCAUGGGCAUUUUCCUAUACCUAAGGCAGUUCCAUUAGGAGGAGCUUUAGAAGUUGAACUAAUCCAGACAGUGGACAAUCCCAGUGGCCCAGACAAGCCAUAAGAAAUUUUCCUGUGACCUCUCUUUGACUCAUCUCUCAUGAGAAAAGGAAUGUACAGUAAAUAGAAACAGAAACUUCCUCAGUGUUCAUGCGCCUCACUUGCAGAAUGCAAAUAUUUUAUUUAUAUUUUAAACCCUUCCCCAAAGUGACCGAGAAUAUUUUCUCUAGCUGCCGUGCCAGCAGUUUCAGCUGCUGUGAUGUUUUUCACUGUAGACACAGUGCACAUGUGACUUUGUAAUGGGGUGUCCGUGUUAUACACACAUGCUCUUUUUUGUAAGGAAAAUUUUCAGUUCAAAAUAAUUGCACUGAUUUUUUGACAAAUUCUUUUUAUUAUGUCCAACUUUGCAUCUGCUGUACUUGUUUGAAAUGAUUGUAAAUAGAUUUAUGGUAGCAGAAAUUAUAUGAAAACAACACGUUGCUUUGAUUUAGUGAUACUGCCACAUUUUUCAGUAUUAUGUAUUAGAGUUGUGCGGACUUAAUUGUUUUCUUCUCUUUAGCCUUGUGUCUGUUGACCAUUCAUGAAGGACAAAUUAGCCCCAUUUUCUUAUUUUUCUGAAAGGAAGUUUUCAAUCUCUUAGGAGAGUAUGUAUGCUCUCUUGCUGUCUGAAGAUUCAAUUUUAAGAGGACUGAUUGUAAAUCUUUUGAACACUUUUUUGGUCUGUUUAAUUUCUUGUUAUUUGCCAUGGCUCCCUUUGUAAAGCAUUCGCUUCUAGUUCCAUCCAGUCUUGGACAGUCCAGCCAGGAAGCACCUGUGUGUCCUGUGUUACGAGGAUGCGAGGGCCUCCCUUGCGUCUCGGGUCAGCUGUCAUUUUAAAGCCAUGUGGUCACCAUUGUGUCAGGACUGUAGUGCGUGGCGGCAUCCAUAGAUGCCAGACAUGGGAAGCCCAGCGCUGUCCCCAUCUGCCUUGUGGUUUUGCUAAAUUCAAAGUGUGUGCUCCACUCACAUCGUGUGAGUCUGUCCAUGGUCAGGCUACCUAGUGUCGGAUACAGAAAGGAGCUUUUAAUCCCAAACUGGUCACCUGUAUGUGUGUUCAUGUCACAUCAAUGCCAUCAUGGUGCCCUCUCUUAUGCUUCUUUGGAUAUGUUUUGCCAUUUUAUUGUCUAAAGUGAAUGUAUUGGCUUAGCCAAAUCACUACAGAAGGUGAUUUCUAAAUACUUUUUAUUUAAAAAAAAAAAAAAAAAAAAAACUGCAGAUAAAGGCUACCUCUGAAUUCUCAAUAGAUACAUGUUUGCUCUUAAAUGUAGCUAUCCACACUGAAAAUAGCCAAAAUGUUGCCUGAAUAAACUGAAUUGUGAACAUCCAUCUGUUCAGUUCUGGCUUGAAAAUCUGUGUGCCAUACUGUGACCAUGGCAGCCCCUCCUCCUCCUCGUCCUCUGCUGUCUCAGGUGGACCAGGGGCUCCUCAGCGCUACCCACCUGAGAUUCUGGGACUCUUGAGAGGCCAGCAGGAGUGAAAUGGAAGGGCUUUUCUGCCUGCUAUCCUCCCAGGUUGGCAAGAGUGUCCGUGCAGGGCCCUGUGUGGUGAAACCUUCUGUCAGUCUGUGUCCUGCCUGGCUUUUGACUUACCUGUUUAGUAAUACAAGAAAGCACUUUUUUUGUUUUUGCUUUAUGUAUGAAUGGGUUGAAAAUGGCUUCCUCUUCUCCCUUUAUGUACACUCUGUAAAAUCCCAAAGGUGCUUAAAUGCUGACUCUGUUGCAAAUAAUACAUUUGAAAUAGUUGUGUGGUUUCAAAAGACAGUGCAGACGUGAUUGACCUCUGACAUUGGGCCUUGAGUUACUAGCACUCCCUGCUUAAAAAUGAACUAAGGGUUGAAAGCAAAUCAUUUUGUUUAAAUCCAGGGCCCUUUGUUGAAAAGAACACAGGGUCCGCAGCUGGCAUCUUGAAGUACAAGUCCCCACUAGUGGCGCAGCGGGCCACCUAAUGCUGGCUUGCAGGACAUCUAUCUUGGGAGAACUGAGGGUUCUGAACGCCCCUCCUGGUAAUUAACCACUUUGCUGUCAGAAACGUCAUUUACCCACAGCCUGUACUGUGGACCAUCCGAUGUCCCUCUGGCCACCUCUUCUUUGUGUAGGUUCCUUAAGUUCUCUAAUCUUCAGAAGGUUAGUGUGUGCUCCAGAACACCUUCACUGGUUCGCUUUGGAAUUCUUGAGGGCCAGGCAGACAGACUGUUUUGUAAUUCCAGAUGUCUGGGUGUUUGGAGGUGGCUCUCUUCUCAUGUUGGACGCUCAUCAGACAUUGACUUUGGCCCAGAGGGGUUCUAAUACAUCAUUACCUGCAAGUGACUGCCUUGAACGCUGGUGUUAUGGGUUUUGAUGCUUUUUAUGCUACGUGGCGUGCUGUAAUUUUGAAUGAGCCAAGUGUCCUUUGCGGUCUUUCUAAGAAUGUUUUGUAAUUCUGCCAUCAUACUGUUCUGUAUAUAGAAACCACCCCAAGAAGCAGGGACAUUUCGGGCAGGUGCCCGCACGUCUGCUGACCUGCUUCCCUGGCUGCUGGGGUCCUCUGGGUUGGCCUCGGUGUUCAGCCAGACUCUGACACAGGGUGUUUGGAGGACCCUGUGCAGCAGCUCCUCCUCCGUUCAGCAGUGCGAACUUGCUCUCGGGUCAGCUUGUCAGCUUUUUGCUCGUGUGUCUCCAAGACGCUCAGGUGGGCCUCUCCCACCAUCUUUGCAUUCAUGAAAGAUUGUUCAAAAACGAGGGAACUGAAGAUCACUGGUGCUUUUGUUACUGUUUUUCUAUCUGACUGGCUGCUGUGAAAGAUUUAGAUGUGUUAGGUCUUUAAAUGCCCUUGGUGGUAUGGCUGAAGGGUUCAGUCCUAACUUCACCCUGUCCCCUUUUCUCAGGGGUGGAGGGGGCUGGAUUAUCUCCUAUUUAAAGCCUCCUUGGAUUUCAGUAGUUCAGAGUUAAAGCUAAAACACCAAAUAUUAACUCUUUCCCCCCAUGUCCAGAGGAACUAGAUGUUGAGGAUAUCCUCAUUCAGUCCUUUCUGCAUCUCCAAGGGUCCUUAGAAUCAGUGAGUUGAUCCCCAGAACACCUUACGCCACCGGCCAUGGGUGCAGUGUAGACCCCUUGACCAGGGAGGUACUGUGGGCAGGCCUAGGCUCCUUUGACCUCUGGGGAUGGUGUGUGCAACCUCGAGUGCUUGGAGAGGGCAGGCCCCUCUGUCCCGAGAAGCAGGUGGCUCCCAGGCCUUCCUCUGGUUCCCAUCGGUGCCAGCCUGAGUGUGUUCUGGAAGACCCAGCCUCAGACUCUGUGCCUUUAAAGUCCGGUCCUCAGUGUCCUUUCAGAAUCAUGUUGGGCUGCAUUUUUAUUGGGAAAUAAGCCUGUGCCGUCCCUCAAGUCAGUCAUCGGCCUCCCACCUUGGAAGCUGCUGCUCUCUGCUCCUUGGCCCCGGCCUGUCAGCUGACACCACGCAGCCUAGCUGCCUGCACUCUAGUUGCACGCUUCUCCCGCACCCUCACCAGGUCCACUCCACUGGGAUUGCCGGAGGCUGGUGCGAGACCCAUCUCUUAGUCAGGCAUUGACCAUGGCCAUCAGCAAAACCUGGUGGUUUUGUUCUCAUAGUCACUCAAUAAGAAUAUUCAUUGUAAUGGGUGUAGAUUUUUAAAAAAGUAAUUGGAAUCAUGUCUUUAUAAAGUGUGCGUGCAGUCCUCAGAUGGAAGGUGUUAUUCAGUCCUACUGCUCUUAUUUUGGAGUGCUUUUCUUUACUGUUGCUGUGUUGUGACUUUUGGGAAACUGCUUACUUGGGUGUAGUGUCAGCUCGAAGCUGUGCACACAGCACUGCAGUUGUGACGGGCCUGACAUGCAGUUUUAUCUAACGUUUUAAGCCAGGUCUUGAGUAGUUUCUUUGCCAGUGGUCUGAUUAAAACUCACCCUCCCUGUCAAAGGAUGACCUUCUUUUUAAGUGGAGAAAUAAUCCAAUGUAUUUAUUUUUUAAAUAUACAGAAAAUCCUUUCUGGUGGCUGCUCUGGGCCUUCCCUGUCCCCAGUCCCUCCAUUCUGAAAGGCAGUGAAGGCCUUUCCCUGGCAGGCCGCGGCCGCAUGGGGAUGGCACGUGAACAGUUUCGCUUCCUCUCCAAAGCCAGACGUAUGUGACUCAAACACUAAAGUACAUAGUUGAGCAUUUAACUGAAAUUUGAAUCCCACGUUUGAUAGUGGAUUUUAACGUGAUUGUCAGAGGUAUGAAUUCGUGUUUUAGAACUGUAGAAGCAAGCAAGUUUUUAUUUUUUAAAAAGUUUUAAGAGGAUAAUUUUAAGUUUCUGUGCAGCAAAGUGGCUAAUUACUCAUUAAAUACAAGAAGAGAAUGUAGAAGAAAUCCAGACUUUUCUUACCUCUGGUACACUCCACAUUACUUACCUAACAGGUAUUGAGGGCUUGUAGCCCUGACUUUUAUCAAUUUUUCUAGUUUUAUUUUAUUUUUAUAAAAUAAUUGAAAGAACCAAAAAUGAAUUCAGAAGUUCCAUAGGUGGAUCUUGCCCCUUCUUAAUUCUCCCCCACAGUAGAACAGUUUAGAAGACACUUUGAAUCAAAAUGUAUUAUGACCAUUUAAAGUUUACUAUGUUCUAGGAAGGUGAGCAGCUGAAAGGGCCUCGUUUCAGGUGGUAUUCUGUGUAUUGUCUACACCCUCGUUUGUACCUGUACAGUGGAUUUACACGACGAUGUCUUGUGCUUGCAGUAUAGAACCAUGCAGUGCUGUUUUGUGAAUUGACAGUUCCUGUAUAACUAUUAUUUAUAUACAUUGGCCUCUCUGUAUAAUUUUUCAUUUGCUACAUGGAUUGUAAAAUUAAUUAUAAAAUUACAGUAUCUACUAAAUACAA